Molecule: messenger RNA, 1532 nt
Organism: Tachysurus fulvidraco (yellow catfish)
Lineage: Eukaryota; Metazoa; Chordata; Actinopteri; Siluriformes; Bagridae
Gene: luzp2
Product: leucine zipper protein 2
Exons: 13
Coding region: 136-1350 (404 amino acids)
Source: RefSeq, a predicted model, not a curated record
CUGCGCUGAGAGCACGCAAGUGAGAGAAAGCGAGAGAGCAGAGAGAGGGAGGAGGGAAGGAGACGGAGAGAGCGAGGAGAACAGAACAGAACGAUAAGAAACACACAGAGCACACGGAGAGCAAAAGAGCGAGAGAUGAAAUUCCUGGGAGCCGUCUGCAUCCUUCUCUUCCUGCCUGAUUUCAGCCUCAACAGCAGCUAUGACAUGCUGGAGAAGAAGCUGAAGGAGGCGUUUACAGAAAGAACAGGGAUCUUACGCCAACUCUCCAAAACAUCCAAGGAGCUGGACAGUAUAAAGGGCAACCUGCAGUCGAUGAAGAACGAUGACUCACUGCCCAAGAAGGAUGUUCAGAGGAUUCUGGAUCUGAGUCACAAACAAAGAGAGGAGAUGAGAUCACUCCAGGCGGCCCUUCAGAAGCAACUGGACGAGGCAGCAGAGCGAGCCGAGAAACAUCAAGCCACGAUCAAGUUCCUCAAGAUGGAGAUGGAGAAAAAGACCAAAAUCAUCAAAGACCUACAGCAGGAGAACAAAAGCUUGAAGAAUAAACUACUUUCUGGGAAUAAGCUGUGUGACAUACAUGCAGAAGAGUCUAAAAGAAUCCAGGCUCAACUGAAGGAGCUGAGAUACGGCAAGAAGGAUUUAAUUUUCAAGGGUCAGCAGCUCAUGGACCUGGAGAACAAGCUGCGAGUGGCCAAAGAGGAACUGGAGAAAGCAGCACUGGACAAGGAGUCCCAGCUGAGGGCUUUGAAGGACACGGUCCAUAUCUGCUUCUCAUCUGUCCUCCAAACCCAGACGGUGGAUUUACACAGACUGCCGGCCACGCCCACUCACUUGAUGCGAUACUCUCCGUUCGUCAAUAACUCAAGAGUCACCUUCAGGGAGCCGCACAUGAAGGACAUCCCAAAAGUGCCCAGAAUAACAAGUAAAUCUGCAGCAAACAUGGAGGUAACGAGGAGAGACGACUCAGGAGGUUCAGGAGGAUCAGGAACUUCAGGAGGUUCAGGAGGACCUGGAGGUUCAGGAGGAUCUGGAGGUACAGGAGGAUCAGGAACUUCAGGAGGUUCAGGAGGAUCUGGAGCUUCUGGAGGUUCAGGAGGACCUGGAGGUUCAGGAGGAUCUGGAGGUACAGGAGGAUCAGGAGCUUCAGGAGGAUCAGGAGCUUCAGGAAUCAAGGCCUGCCAGAUGGUGAAGGUGGGUGCUGGAUGUUCUCAGACUCAGACUGAGAGAACAUCUGUGGAGAAAUCAGACCAACCUGCACAGCAACAGGCGAGGACUGUGAAACACACGGAGGUGCAGAUGUCCAGGAAGAUGGAGGGAGGAACAAAGACACAGCUGGACAAACACGACUGAGACGUGACUAAACAACACAGCUGGACAAACACAACUAAAAGACUUGGCUGAUUUUUUUCCGUGUGGUAUUGGUUUAAUCAGUUUAACUCCCCUGACCUGUCACUCACAGAGAAUAGAAAGCACACACACACACACACAUGCACACACACACACACACACACACACACACACACACACACACA